Molecule: messenger RNA, 408 nt
Organism: Nicotiana tabacum (common tobacco)
Lineage: Eukaryota; Viridiplantae; Streptophyta; Magnoliopsida; Solanales; Solanaceae
Source: RefSeq, a predicted model, not a curated record
AUGCUACGACAGGGACACCUCAAAGAAUUGCUGAGCGAUCGGGGAAGGACCAACUUUGCCAGGGGAUGUGAACAUCAGGGGCCGCCGAAAUUGCCCUCGCCAUCCUGCACCAUCCAUAUGAUCAUCGGUGGCGAGGAUGACGCUUCCAUCAAUAGUGUGAAGUUCACCACAACCCACAAGCUCAAACGGUCGAUCACCCACGGACGAUAUGAUGAACUCGAAGAAAGUAUUAUCUUUGAUAAGUUAGAUACCGACGGUUUGGAUUUCCCUCACUAUGAUGCUCUCGUUAUCACUUUACAAAUUUUAGAUACUGAUGUAAGACAGAUUAUGGUAGACAAUGGGAGCGACGCGUGCUACGAGUUAGAUUGGUGCAUGACUCAAUCUUCUGGGGAGGAAGUGCUACCAUAG